This is a messenger RNA of Camponotus floridanus (Florida carpenter ant), 1314 nucleotides long. Its product is annotated as fumarylacetoacetate hydrolase domain-containing protein 2. The transcript has 7 exons. The coding region runs from base 146 to 1177 and encodes 343 amino acids. Gene Ontology annotation, molecular function: hydro-lyase activity. Lineage: Eukaryota; Metazoa; Arthropoda; Insecta; Hymenoptera; Formicidae. The record is from RefSeq and is a predicted model, not a curated record.
GAAUGUAGAUGUAGAUGCCUUUUAGUCGCGAUUUGUCCUUCGCGGAGCGUGUACGUGUUGCGAAAAAAUUAUCGCAAUCGACUUAAUUUUUUCUCUAUUUUUGUCGAUUAUCAGGCGACAUAUUACUUCAAGAGGUGAUAACAAAAUGCCGUAUCGCGGAAAAUUGCGACUGCUCGGUAGAGCGUGUCUGACCUUUGGGAAGAGCGAGGGUAACCCGAAUCUCGCCGUCGUCGUCGCCAGUAGAAAUUUCUCCGCAAGCCGCGCGCUCGAUAUGAGGUUCGUUCAAUUCACAGGCAAGAACGGGGGCCCUCAACAUCUUGGGGUCCAGCUGAAACAGGGAGGCGAUAUCAUUGCCGUAUCAGCAGUUGAUUCACGAAUUCCAAAUACGCUGAGAAAGUUCCUCGAGGGCGGUGACGACCUUCUCAAAAAGGCUAAAAGGGAUGACCAUAUCGACCUAAGGAAGGCAGUAGAGAGAAUAGUCGCCGAGGGACGGAGCAUCAUACCCGAGAACGAUGUCAACUUUCUGGCGCCAAUCACGCGUAUGGACAAACUCGCCUGCAUUGGCCUCAAUUAUAGUGGUCAUUGUCAAGAGCAAGGUUUACCGACUCCGGAGAGCCCGAUAGUCUUCAGCAAAUUUCCCAGCAACAUCAUCGGGCCGCGCGACAACAUCCUGCUGCCACAGAUCUCGGACAAAGUUGAUUGGGAGGCCGAGCUGGCGAUAGUGAUCGGUAAGAAAUGUAAGAGCGUCACCAAUGACGACGUCGAGGACUGCAUCUUCGGUUAUACAGUGGCCCAGGACGUGUCAGCGCGUGAUUGGCAGAAAUCGAAGCGAAACGGUGGCCAAUUUCUUCUCGGCAAAGCGAUGGACACAUUCUGUCCGCUGGGCCCAGCUGUUGUCACCAAGGAAGCGAUAUCUGACAUCAAUAAUCUGUCCGUGAGAACAUGGGUGAACGGCAAUUUGAAGCAGAAUGGCAAUACCAAUGAACUUAUCUUCAAGCCCCAAGAAAUAGUCGCUUAUCUUUCGCAAUUUGUGACACUGUUACCAGGUGACGUAAUUCUUACUGGCACACCUGCAGGUGUGGGGUACACACGCAAUCCACCAGAAUACCUACAGCGUGGUGAUGUAUUGGAAACUGAGAUCGAGAGUCUGGGUCGUCUGAGAAACAAAGUAAUAUGAUCUAAGAAACCAAGUAUGCCUUUGGAAAGCGUUAUCAAAACUUCUUCACAAGACUGGACGUCCUUUCGGGAAUCGACAUUCGCAAUGACGUUGAAUCAUCCCAAAGGCUAUACGUAUUCCUGUAUCUGAUCCAGAUA